AUGGUUUACUACUUUAAAGCCAAAUUCGAUGAUGAUUUCGAUGUUAAGGAAUAUCUGAUUUAUAUGGGAAGAGAUAAAGUUGAAAAUGAUCCUCUUAUUAAACAUUCACAUCCAAAAGAUCUUUGGUUUCAUGUAGAUAAAGUAAGUUCAGCUCAUCUUUAUCUUGAACUAAGUGAUGAGCAAAGAUUAAAGAAGUUUCAGGAUUUGAUAAUACCCAGCAGUAUUUUAGAUCAAAUAGGCCAAUUAACCAAGAAUAACUCAAUCAAAGGUAAUAAGAUGCCUAAUGCUACGAUUAUUUAUACCACAGUAGAUAACUUAAUAAGUGAUGGAUCUAUGGAUAUUGGUACCGUAACUUUUUCCAAUCCUAAAUUGGUGAAAAGGAUUAAUGUAGGUAAGAAGGAUAAUAUGAUAAUUAAUAAAUUGAAUAAGACUAAAACAGAGAUAUCUACGGAUGAGUUCAUAAAUAAUCGUCAAGGAGAAAAAAUUGAAUUUGAAAGAAAGAAGAAAGAGCAUCAAAGGAUGAUUCAAAAUCAAGAAAAGGAAUUGGCUAAACAAUAUCAAAGUCAGAGGAAAGCUAAAGAUGAUCCAUAUGGUGAAUUAUUCACUGAAGAGAACAUGCAUGCAUCAAAUAAUUUGACUAUUCUGGAAAAUUAUGAAGACGAUUUUAUGUAA
Molecule: messenger RNA, 672 nt
Organism: Yamadazyma jaroonii
Lineage: Eukaryota; Fungi; Ascomycota; Pichiomycetes; Serinales; Debaryomycetaceae
Source: the annotation of a GenBank genome assembly